Molecule: messenger RNA, 315 nt
Organism: Peronospora matthiolae
Lineage: Eukaryota; Oomycota; Peronosporomycetes; Peronosporales; Peronosporaceae
Source: the annotation of a GenBank genome assembly
AUGAGUGGUGAGCAGGAUGGCGGUGAUGCUCCUAUACAUCAGCACGAGCGAAGUAACUCAAGGGACCGGGGUAACACUGGUGCCAGUGCUCGUGCUGGCACCGAUCAAGAGGCUAGGGACCGAAAUGUCCUGCGCCACGCUCCUCAAGUGGAGUCUCCGUGGAUGCCGCCAUCCAGAGAGUUGGACCGUUUGGCCGGCAUGACUACCGAACGGGAUCGAAUCCCGUUGUUCGAUUGCAGGAAGAUUUGCCCACCUGAUUCCAGCACGGAAAAUAUCCGUGCUCAGGAAGAAUUCUUCACCGAUGCGGUUUUUUAA